AUGUCUGUCUUUACGUACGACCCGAACCCGCCUCGGGUAUCGUCCCCAUGGCUCCAAGCCGCCGAUGUGGACGUGCCGAGCUCCUCGAGCCGUGGUCACCUGGCCGGGCAUGACGAGACCCCGGGCGAUGGACCUGUCGCACACAGCUUGCUCUCUGAAUACGGGGUAACAAGACUGCCUCCUGAACCGCAAGAAGGGCCGGUCGAGUACAAGCUGCACCUGCUGCUGCGUCCGCGGCGGUCAUACAAGUUUAUCCCCCCGACCGCCUCUGCCGGCUCGCCAAAGGUCACUGCCGACCCCAAGUUUCUUCAAAAACGUCGCGUGGUUGGGUCGGCGACGGCAGGGCAGACUCGGCAAAGUCGUUGCGAGCAUCUAAUGACACAGCUCCUUUGGCGACUACGCCAGUCCUCGCCGUACCACGCAUCUGUUGCGCAGCAGGACCCUGCUUUGCCGCUUCUACCGGAGGACUCGGCCAUUGCGGAGAUGCCUGUCACGCUUGGGAAGUUGGCGCCCGGCCUGGAGGAGUCUAGAGGUGCUCUUUACGAAAUUGGUGUGGCCGACGAUGGUGCGCUUGUGGGCAUUACAAAAGACGAGCUGGACCAGAGUAUUGCCACUUUGCGCUGGAUGGCAGCCCACCUUGGUUGCGUUUCGAAGAUUCUUCGCAUUGUCGAAGUCGGCCAGUGCGAGUGGACCGAGGAGACGAACCCAUCCGGAAAUGGCACCGUAACACUCCGUGAUCGUCUGUGGGUUGCGGAGGUGUUUGUCCAGCCACACAUGAAUUCGCAGGGAAACGGCAGUAAUGGGGCUGAGGCAGGAACUAUAUCAACGUCUUAUGGCGGCAGAGUGAACGAUUUGUCCACUACUCUGGGGUCCACGACGGCCGACCAAUUGCGGGUGACCUUGACCGGCCCGACAGGGUCUGGAAAAUCCACGCUGCUCGGCACGCUCUCGACGGGAGCGCUCGACGACGGGCACGGCAAAAGUCGCUUGAAUUCGCUCAAGCACCGCCAUGAAAUGGCCUCCGGCCUCACCAGCACUGUCACUCAAGAGCUCGUUGGCUACAGCGACGAAGUCAUAGUCAACUAUUCCAACCCCAACAUCGAGUCUUGGAUCGGCAUUCACGACUACACCAAGAACGGCCGUCUCGUUUUCAUAUCCGACUCGGCCGGCCACCCUCGCUUUCGUAGAACGACGCUUCGUGGACUCAUUGGGUGGUCACCGCACUGGACUCUUCUUUGCCUCAGCACUAACCCCGAUGAUGCUGAUAGCGGUACUUCUGGUGACUGUGAUACGGGGAGUGGCACAUCAACACCACUGGAAUCGGGUUCUGGAACGAAUAGCGCCGCCCUAGCCAAAGCUCACCUCGACUUUUGUGUUAAACUUGGCCUGCCAUUAGCCAUCGUUUUGACAAAAUCGGACCUGCUGAACAAGGAGUCGCUGAAGCGCACGCUGGCUCCUAUCUGGACUGCUAUCAAAAACGCAGGUCGCUUGCCGCAGCUGUUACAGUCGAAGCAAAAGGCGACUGAAAACACGCGCUCCGUUUCCUCGAUCGAUGCCGCAGCCAUCGAGCGUGUUCUGACUCCCAUGCGCGAGUCACAGGACUUCCGUACGGUUGUUCCUGUGAUUUUGACGAGCUGUGUCAAUGGAGAUGGCAUUGGGCUGAUCCAUGCCCUCCUUAAGUCCUUGCCGCUACCUCCUAAACCAACGUCAAACGACUACAUUGGCAAGGCACUCAACCCUGAGCAACCUGAAGCGCUCUUCCAUAUCGAGGACCGCUUCAAGAGCCCUGUGUCUUAUGCUACCGCCAGCCUUGCAGAGUCAGCCGAUUCGGGCCACGUACUUUCCGGAUACCUGCGCUUCGGCAAGUUAUCCGUCGGCGACCUUGUGGUAAUCGGGCCCUUCCCAUCCGACGAGGAUGGGACAGGAUCUGGUCUGGAUGAUGACAGGACUGCGUCCCCGAGCCACAACAGCCUGUCAUCCUCACACCCGUCGUCGUCUGAACUGGCGCGUAUCGCCGCCCGCAAUGCCAUUUCGGCGUCGGCUCUGAAGGGGGAGUGGCAUGAAGCCCGCAUAGAGACGAUUCGCAACCUCCGCCUCCCUGUCCAGACUCUGGAUGCCGAUCAAGUCGGCACCAUUGGCCUGGUCAUACUUCCGCCGACCCAAACCAAACAUGGUAGCUUUGCUGACGGCAGUGACGAAGUACAUAUUUCCACUGCUGCCCUCAAACCACGGCGUGGUAUGGUUGUUGCGGUGCCCAACAAGCACAUGCUGAAGAGUGGACUUCAGCUCCAAGCAGCCAGUGGACUCACAGCCUUUUUUGAGGACGUCAAUAUUGGCCGUCUGAGUAUUGGCACACCCGUCACAUAUUAUGUGGCAAGUGUACGCGCCCAGGGUCGCGUGGCCAAGGUCUGGAGCUCCACACCCGCCGAUGACCUCGGAAAAAUGGAGGCGACUGAUGAUGGCGUCUUUGAUUCGUUUGAGCAUGGCGAUGAGGAUGAGAAAUGGGGCAGCCGGGCCGCCCCAUCGAAUCAUGGCUACAGCGUCCGCCUUGAGCUGCUAUAUGGACGAGAAUGGAUCGAGCUCGGGUCCCAGGUUGUGAUUCUCGAAGGUGCCAGCAAAGAAGGAUCCGUGCUGGAUGGCUUUGUUGGAAAAGUAGUCGAAAUUAUGGAUUGA
This is a messenger RNA of Sporothrix brasiliensis 5110, 2673 nucleotides long. Its product is annotated as GTP-binding protein. Gene Ontology annotation, molecular function: GTP binding; translation elongation factor activity; GTPase activity. NCBI's taxonomy places the organism in Eukaryota, Fungi, Ascomycota, Sordariomycetes, Ophiostomatales, Ophiostomataceae. The coding region runs from base 1 to 2673 and encodes 890 amino acids. Gene Ontology annotation, biological process: translational elongation. The transcript has a single exon. The record is from RefSeq and is a predicted model, not a curated record.